UUUAAUACCCAUCAAACACACAAAUCUUCAACUUCAAUCUUAUGACUUUGUUGUAAUAACAUCCACAGAGUCUUGGCACUUCUCAGUGCCUCUGUACGGAACAACUAAAAUCUACUUUACAAAAAGCAAAGGAACCCGAUUCUCCCUAUGAAAAUUACAAUUGAAUCUCCACCGUUCAAUUAAUUCAAACUCAAAUUCAACCCUUGAUCUUCUCUCUCUCUUUAUCAUCCCAAAUUCAUUUUCUUUUCAGUUUUCAGUUACAAUUUCACAAACACCAUUUUUCCCUCACUCCCAGUCAACAACAAACAAAUUUUGUCAACAAUUCAUUCUCAGGGUUUCAAAUCUUCUAAUUUUCUUUUUGUUUUUUUUAAAAAUUAUUACUUUUUCAUUUUCAGACUUUCAGUGACUUUCACCAAAUUUUCCAAUUAUUUUUAUAUUUAUUUUUCUAUUUUAUCUAAUUGUCUUAUGAAAUUUUGAAGCCUGUGUUAUUUUUGAAUAUAAAAUGAUUGGUCAGUUUCAGAUCUUACAAACUCAUCAAAACGACACCGCUUGGUCGUACUGUACAACACCCUACAUGCCGCAAAAUCCGGCCUUGUACUCUCGACGGCCACCGUUUAACCAUCCGUCGCAUCCGGCGAGUUAUCCGGGUCGGGUCAUUUGGAACGGAGACAAACAACCCGAUAGAAGAAAUGAUUCAUCGGAGUCUAGCCGAUUCACCGGCAAGGUUCGCCGAUUUCACCACCCGAAGAGGAAGUUCGCCGGCGGAGGCCGUCACUCCGCCCCGUUCGCGCCGCGCAAUACGACGUCGUUCAUAAUCCGCGCAAAGAAGUCCGGCGGCAUAGCAUCCCUGUUGUCGCCGUGUGCGGUGACUCCGGCGAUCCUGACGACGCCCACACUGUCACCGUCAACGGAGGUGGUUGUGGAGAUGGCGAAGGAAAAGUGGGGAGUCGACGGAUAUGGCUCGAUGAAGGGACUAAUCCGUCUCCGGUCAUCGGAAAAAGAAAAUUCCGACGAAACCGGCGAAAACAACAUCGGCGAACAUUUAGAUGUUGAGAAGAGAUUAAACCAUGAUUUAGGCAGAUUUGAGAUGAUUUAUCCAAGUUCUGGUGUCGAAAAUAGUUUAGAGAAUAGGGUUGAUGAACAAGGGUUACAAAUUGCACAUCUUGAAGAACAGAAUCUAACUAUCAAGGAAAGAAUUUUUCUGAUGGAAAGAGAAUUGAGUGAUUUGAGAACGCGGGUUACAUGUUUGGAGACAGUUGGUGAUCGCCAAUCGGAGAAUUUCAACGGCGGAGAAGUUUGCUCCGAGAAGAGCGUCCAUAACGGUGACUACCAUGAUGGAGAGAGUGAUGACUAUGGUGACUGUGUUUGAGUGGAUUCACUGAAUUCUAUUGUCACUUAGUCACUGUUCCUUGGGUUGCAAGUUUAUUUUGAUGAAUUUCAUUUGAGAAAAAAAGAAUGUGCAAGUAUACAAUAGUAUUCUUUUACAUCAUACUUUUAUAUUUCAUUUUUAUGAUAAGAUAUAGCAAAAUUAAUGAAUUUAAUUAGACCUCGGUAUAAAAUUAUUUUAGAUUGACAAUAGACGUCUAUUAAAUUUAUUUUAUUUUGCUGUUAGAUUAUUAUUCAUAUUUUGUUGUUGUAGGUUGACACUUGAUAAAUACAGCACUAUAGUUUAUUUUAAUAGUUUGGUGUAGUGUAGUUCAAUGUUGUUGAUUUGGAUUCUCUUUUGUAACUUAACUCUAUAGAUGUUGUAUUUGUGAGUUUAGUUAGUUAGAAUUUCAAAAUA
Messenger RNA from Cicer arietinum (chickpea), 1783 nucleotides. RefSeq lists its product as uncharacterized. NCBI's taxonomy places the organism in Eukaryota, Viridiplantae, Streptophyta, Magnoliopsida, Fabales, Fabaceae. The record is from RefSeq and is a predicted model, not a curated record.